Messenger RNA from Girardinichthys multiradiatus, 2752 nucleotides. Its product is annotated as MIF4G domain-containing protein B-like. Bases 393 to 1058 code for a protein of 221 amino acids. Gene Ontology annotation, cellular component: cytosol. Gene Ontology annotation, molecular function: protein binding; translation activator activity; RNA binding. The transcript is spliced from 6 exons. Gene Ontology annotation, biological process: regulation of translational initiation. NCBI's taxonomy places the organism in Eukaryota, Metazoa, Chordata, Actinopteri, Cyprinodontiformes, Goodeidae. The record is from RefSeq and is a predicted model, not a curated record.
CCGGAUAAGAAAGCCGUAAAAGCCUCCAUGAGAAACAUUGCAUAGGAAUUUAGGGAGCAAACAUGUACAAAAUAUUGUUCGAUUUAAUAAAACAAAAUUAACUCAUAGAAUUUAAUUACAUGCAUACGCAUAUUAAAGAAAUUACACCGUUAUAAACCAUCUCCAUAACAGUUGGUAACGGUCAUUUUUUUUGCCAACCGCCAAUACACUCAAGAAGAAGAAGAAGAAAAACUCCUAUGGGAAGAAGACACUCAUCUUGACGGUAGUAGUUGAUCUUCUGAGAGCGAGAACCGAGUCGAUGUAAGUCUGCUUUUGACUCAAGUGGUAUGAUCAGCCCAGAUGCGUUAAAUAGAGUGAAAGCUCCCUGGUGAUUUUGUACCUUACCAUCUAUAAUGGAAAACUCCAGCGAGGACUAUAGGAUCCAGUCAUUUGACGUGGAUACACAGAAACUGCUAAAAACAGCCUUGAAAGAUCCAAGUUCUCUGGACCUGGAGAAGGUAUCCAACAUCAUUGUGGACCAGUCUUUAAAGGACCCAUUGUUCAGCAAGGAGGCUGCCCGUAUUUGCUACACAAUUGUGCAGGCUGAGGCCAAGCAAAACAAUGGAACCGUGUUUAGGAGUCACCUGCUGAACCGCCUGCAGCAGGAGUUCAAGGAGCGCGAGCAGAUGAGGAAACGCUCACUGCAGGAGUGGGUUGGCUACGUCACGUUCAUCUGCAACGUCUUUGACUACAUCAAAGUGAACAACAUGUCGAUGGUGGCCCUGGUUCUGCCUGUGUAUGAAUGUCUGAUGAGGCUGGCCGAACCAGAUGCUCUGCUGAACGAGGAAGAGGUGGAAUGCUUGGUGCUGCAGCUGCAUCGCAUAGGAGAGCAGUUGGAGGAGGUGAGCAGCCAGCGGAUGGACGAGCUGUUCUUCCUGCUGAGGGACGGCUUUCUCCUAGAGGAGGGCCUGACCUUCAUGGCUCGACUUCUGCUCCUGGAGAUCCUGGAGUUCAGGGCCGGCGGCUGGAUGCUCAGCAGCACCGCCCACAAGUAUUACUACAGUGAAAUCGCCGACUGAGAGAGGGGCGCUGAGCCGACAGAGAACUUCACGCACCUUGGACACUUAGCUUUAGUCACCACUGAUUAUAAUACCAGCAGCUUCAUGGCAGGAAACGGCGGUAAAGACUUUAAUUUUUGCUGCAUAGUUUCUUGCGUUUGAUCAAGGCCUAAAUGUGAUGGAUGUGGAAUGUGCAAUUGUCAAAGAUUGUAUUUAAGAUUUUUGCCACAUUCAUGCACACUUUGGCGUAAAUAAGUUUCUUUUACAGUUUGAAAAUCGAGAAGCUGAACAUUUUUAAACCCUUUUUGUAUUCCUGUUUUGUAGGAACAUUUUCUCUUAAGUUCACCAAAUUGUUUUAGUUGAAAAGAGACAUUCCAGUCAGAUUUAGUCAUUGCUUUACUUCUAUAUUGUUAUUAUUGUUGUUGUUGUAACGUAUUGAAUUCUUUGCAGAGAACUAAAGACAUUUCCUGUGUGAAAUGUAAAAGAAAAAAUAGAUUUUAGUUGCUGUUAAGAAGCAGGGUUCUUGUUGCUGUUUAAGAGGCUGGUUGUGUCACUUGAAGCACCGUCUUUAUUCAGGAAUCUGAUUUUUAUUUCUUGCUCCUGCUUUUCACGGCUUCAGUUGAAAAACCACAAUAUCGAAUUACAGUUUGGAAUUUUUUUAAGUAAAGAAAAGAUUUUGUGUUGAAGAAGUAGUGCCAACAUACCCUGAGCACGAUUCAGUAUGUAUUUUUUGUACAUCUUCCUAACAAGACCCAAGGGUUCUGACAAGUCAGGGAGGUCCAAAAAAACCAAAUAUCUCAUGUCUUGCUGUCAGAACCUAAGCUGUGGAAAGUCGGCACUUGUGGGCUGUAAAGGUAAAAUCCCUUUUAAAUCAGAGAUGCACCAAUCAGGCUUUUACAGGCCAGUACCGAUGUUUUCUCUGAGGUCUGACCUGCUGAUUUCUACUUUCUUGCUAAGAACUGUAACACCUAAAAACUCAUCAAUUUGUUUAUAUUCGGGAGUUUAUUGCCAGAAAUAUUGGCCUUGAAAGAAAAAGGUGCUGCACAAUUGGAACAGAAAAUGAAAAGAUUAAAACUCAAUUUGGUAUCAAAGCACAUGCAUGUAACCUUUAUCAGAUGUUAGUAUGUUCAAUAAAAAGUGAAUCAAUUUAAAAUGCAGUUUUGAGGCGUGUUGAUAGAACAAAUAGUUUAAGGUUCACCUUCGGGUCUUUGGAAAUCAUCUGGCUGAUAAUGCAUCUUUGAUCAGAGUGUCAGGACGUUUUACCAGCAGAACAUUGCUUUAAAACUGAAUAAGCUCAUUUUUCCUUGUUAAAUUACUAAACCCUUUCAGCACCGUUAAGCCUACCUCUGUGACGUUUGACCCGGUUAAGUAUCAAGCAGGAUGUAAAGACUUUGACCAAUUUAGAUUUAUUUUAAUAUGAAAAACAAGAAGAGUUUGAUUGAAAGUUCUGAACCGGCAUGUUUCUGAAAGUGGUUAAAGGAACUUAAAUGGGUUCAGGAAUAUAACACGCUGUAUUAACCUUAAGUGACUCCUUGUUCGUUUGAUAGUAAGCCAGCCUGAAUCUUAACAACUGAGUGAAAAUCAUUUAAACCCAUCUAUGGCAGCAGUUUGAUAUUUUACUACAAAGUGGCAAUACUUUUACAUUUCUCUGUUCUGGUUUUCUACUUUUGGGACACAUAUUAAAUGCAUUUGUUUUAAUAAAUCUGUUUUCUCAA